AUCUUUUCACUCACAGCUGCAUUUUACUUCACUGGCUGGACUAUAGGAGGAGGCAGGAGGGUGUGACCUCAGCCAUGUCCCCCAGACACCCAGGCCUGCCCCUUCCCAGAGCUGCCAUCCCCAUAAGCAUCUCUGAGCACGUGGCCCUCUGGAGCCUGGCUGGCUGCCUCCCGCCAGUGUGGGUGUUUGCACUUGAACACCUCCCUUCUGCCUUCCCACCGCCACCCCUCCUCCAGCCUCAGCUGUGGCCAGCCCCUCCCCCUCCUGUCCCCCGCUGCCUCCUUGCAGCCUCUCUCCCUCCUGGCAAAGCCCAGCCUGCUCCUAGCUGUCCAGGGCGCCUCAGCAGCUGCUUCCCUCCCUCCUUCCCUUCCUGGCUGCCUCUUCCUCCCCUCUCCUGCCCUCCUUCCCCUUUCACCCCAUCCCCUGCCCUGAACUCUGCAAACAUGAGGGUAUUGGCCUGUCUCCUUGCAAUACUGGUGGGGAUCCAGGCUAUAGAACGACUCCGCCUGGCUGAUGGCCCUCAUGGCUGUGCAGGACGCCUGGAGGUCUGGUACAGCGGGCGUUGGGGCACCGUGUGUGAUGAUGGAUGGGACCUUCGGGACGCCGCAGUGGCCUGCCGCGUGUUGGGGUGUGGAGGGGCACUGGCUGCCCCUGGGGGUGCCUUCUUUGGGGAGGGUACUGGGCCAGUGUGGCUCAGUGAGCUGGCCUGCCGGGGAAAUGAGGGGCAGCUGGGUAUCUGUCCCCACCGGGGCUGGAAGGCCCAUAUCUGUUCUCAUGAAGAAGAUGCAGGCGUCGUUUGUGUAGGUCAGCGUGCAGCUAACUCUAGAGAAGAUUCAACAUCCUUGUUGGAGGGGGCUCCAUGGCUGCCACUGUCUGUGCAGCUGAGCCCCGGCUCAGAGGAGCCCCCCAUUACUCAUGCUCCCCACCAGGCAGCAAGUUUCCAGAAUGGCCCCCGCAAGAAGAAUCACCGGCCACCCAAGCAGGCCAAGUCCACCCGGGCCCCUGUACUAACAAAUGGAGCUCCCCGCCAAGAGCGGCUGCGCCUGGUGUCAGGCCCUCAUGGUUGUGCCGGCCGCCUGGAAGUCUGGCACGGUGGACGUUGGGGCACUGUGUGUGAUGAUGGAUGGGAUCUCCGAGAUGCGGCAGUGGCCUGCCGCGAGCUGGGAUGUGGGGGACCACUGGCUGCCCCUGGGGGUGCCAGAUUUGGACCUGGCGAGGGACCCGUGUGGAUGGACGAUGUGGGGUGUGGAGGAGGGGAGCAGGCCCUCCGGGACUGUCCCCGAAGCCCCUGGGGCCGCAGCAACUGUGACCACACUGAGGACGCAGGGCUGGUCUGCACUGGUCCUGCACCCAGGCUGCGCCUUGCUGAUGGCCCCCACGGCUGUGCUGGCCGACUAGAGGUUUGGCAUGGUGGCCGCUGGGGAACGGUGUGCGACGAUGCUUGGGAUCUUCGAGAUGCUGCUGUGGCCUGCAGGGAGCUUGGCUGUGGGGGUGCACUGGCUGCCCCAGGUGGUGCCUUCUUUGGGGAGGGGGCUGGACCCAUUGUCCUGGAUGAUCUCAGAUGUCGGGGAAAUGAGACAGCCUUGCGAUUCUGCCCUGCGAGGCCCUGGGGCCAGCAUGACUGUCACCAUCGGGAGGAUGCUGGGGCUGUGUGUGAUGGCAUGCCUCUCGGUGAUGUGCAGCCCACAGCCCCGGCAGUGGGCAGCAACAUUUCAACACCCAGGCUUCUCUCGACCUCAGCGGGCCAGACCCCAGGCCCAGCAGGCAGCUGGCCUCUGCCUGCUUCUCCUACUGCUCCUCCAGAGCCUGGGCCCGAAGCUGGGUCCCCGAAGUUGCGCCUGGUGGCUGGACCCAGCAGGUGCUCUGGCCGGCUGGAGGUAUGGCAUGAUGGACGAUGGGGGACAGUUUGUGAUGACAGCUGGGACAUGAGAGACUCAGCUGUGGUCUGCCGAGAGCUGGGCUGUGGGGGACCUCGGCAACCAGACCCUGCAACCGGCCGCUUCGGCUGGGGUGCAGGCCCCAUCUGGCUGGAUGAUGUAGGUUGUGUGGGGACCGAGGCUUCACUGUCAGAAUGCCCUGCUGCUUCCUGGGGGAAACACAAUUGUGCCCACAAUGAAGAUGUCGGGGUCACCUGCACUGGCACCCCUGGCCUGGAUACUCUCUCAGACCCCUUCAGUUGGAGCUGGCUCCCUGGGCUGGAUGGAGAUCAGGAUGCCUGGCCCCCAGGGGAGCUGGCCACCAAGCCCUCUGCCAGCCUCACCUCCAGUGUGCUAGUGAGAACCACCAAGGCUCCAGGGAAAGUGCCCAAGAGUGCUAAGAAGUGGGUGACCAAAAAUGCAAAGAGACCAACCACUCAGCCUCCUGGGAUGCCAGCCACUAAACGCUCCAGGGUCCCAGGCACCCCGACGCCACGAACUCUAACCCCACGUACCUCUGAAUUACCGCAGAGACUGACUGCUGAGGCUCCUCUCAGGCAGACCUCACAGACCACUGUAAAGCUGACCCCUAGGAGCCCCUGGGAGUGGACCUCAGAGACUGUGUCAUCACUCUCCACUCAAGGUCCCCAAGAAGUGACUGCUAAGGCCACCAUCACGCAAAUCCCUCAGGCCUCCUUGGAGCCAUCUGGUGAGAACCCAGAAGGUUCUCUGGAAUCGUCCCAAGAUCCAGCCCCCUACCCAGCUGCUGGAGUCCCUGUGCCAUCAGGUCCCUUCCGGGUUCGUCUGGCCGAUGGGCCCAACAGGUGUGCUGGCCGGCUCGAGGUGUGGCAUGCUGGAUUCUGGGGCACAGUCUGUGAUGACAGCUGGGACCUUCGGGAUGCCACAGUGGCCUGCUGGGAACUGGGCUGCGGAAAGGUCCGGCCCCGAGUAGGCAAAACCCACUAUGGCCCUGGGACCGGGCCCAUCUGGUUAGAUGACAUGGGCUGCAAGGGAAGCGAGACCUCACUGAGCGACUGCCCCUCAGGGCCAUGGGGGAAGCACAACUGUGACCAUGAAGAAGAUGUGGUGCUUACCUGCACUGGCUACACAGAUGAUGAUGAUUAUCCCUCCUGGACCUGGGACCCUACUUCAGGAGAGGACCUGAUCAAAGGGACCACUAUGGUAGCCCGGCCUGGAUAUGCUCUUUCCCGGGCUACCACUAGGAACCCUGAAGUUCUCUCUCCAGCAACACAGAGCCUUCCUGACACAGAUUACUGGGGUAGUUAUGAGGUCCCCUGGACAUGGGAUACACCUGCAGGAAGGGGCCUGUCCAAAGGGACCCCCGCCACAACCAAACCUGGACCCACAGUUACCACUAGCGCCAGCAAGAGUCCAAGCCAUCCCUUUCCAGCUCCAAGGCCGCGCAUAGACACAGGUUUCCCAAGGAAGCCAAAAUUUGAGCGCCGGCUGCUGCAACCCACCCCAGCGAGGACAGCAUCCAGCACCUCAUCUCCAGCUUCCUCCACCUCACCAGAGCGUUCUGACUCACAGAUGACCUCUGGCUCCUGGGCACAGCCCAUCCCUGACUUGCCUUCAAAACAGGAGGGGACUACUGGCGCUCCCAAAACAUCUUCACUCACUCCAGGACUUUCUUCCCUGACAACCUCUGACUUUGCCAUGCUCACUCCUGAUGCUAGUUUGCUUCCAACUAGUACCCCAGAGCGUUCACACAGACCAACAUCCACCUCCCCUAAAGGGCUAACCCCUGACUCCUCUGUGUUAUCGGAAGUGACCACUGGCCUUCCCCCUACCUCAGAGCCGAUCCCAGGAUCUGAAACAAUCCCAGGCUUGGGCACAACACCCAAAAUAGUCCCAGAGAGUUCUGGAUCCUCAGAUUCCCCCAUGAACCCCAGAACCCCCACACAACCAUUCACAGCCUCUCAGCUCAGUAGUAGCCCUCAUGCUACCACCCCCUCUCACCCCAUCACCACCCCUCGCCCCACCACCAACCCUCAACUCACCACAACUUCUCACCCCACCAUGGCCCCUCGGCCUACCACAAACCCUCAGCGUCCCAAGACCCCUCAUCCCACCACAACUCCUGAACCUCCUGAACCUUCCACCAACACUCACCCUUCUUCAACCCGUGCCACCCCUACAAAGUCCCUUCCAUCCUCUCUGGAGACAGAAUUUCCCUCUCCCACAGCACAGCCAAGGGUCAAGCCUAGCCUACAACCGGAGCUCAGCUUUGUGGGAGUCCUUCCCCCAACCACACCCCAGAUGCAGGACCUAGAGGCCUCCCUAGCCCCGGAGUAUGACUCCUCCAGGCUUUCUCCAGCCAUAAGCAUAGACCCACUAUCCACUGAGGUCUUCAAGCCACCCAGCAGCCAGACUGUAUACUCAGCUUCUUACACCCACUCAGACCUUACACCUGUUGCUACCUCUGAUCUUCACCUCUCCUCUGUUGCCCAUGCAUCAGACCAACCUCCCCCUGAACACCUCACUCAAGGGCCAACCCCUAAUCACAAGCCAGGUCCCCUUGGGCCAUGCAUGUCCCCAGUUCCACCUGUAAGGGUCAUGGCUUGUGAGCCACCUGCCUUGGUGGAGCUGGUGGCUGCUGUGAGGGAGGUGGGUGACCAGCUGCGGAGGCUGACUCUGGUCCUGGAGCAGGACCGGCAGGAGCGCCAAGUCCUGAGGCUGGGCCUGGUCCAGUUGGCAGAGGCUGCCCAGGGCUUGGGGCAGCUGAGUGAGACUGUAAAGAGGCUAGCAGAUGUGGCCUGGCCCCCCAGCACACCUGUGCCGUCCACUACUACCACAGAGGAGGAGGAGAGGCCUCUGAGGGGAGAUGUGUAACCCAUUCUGAAAUUUGGCGUGCUUAAGGUAGUCUCAAACAAAAGAAACCAAUAU
Psammomys obesus (fat sand rat) is the source of this 4823-nucleotide messenger RNA. RefSeq names its product scavenger receptor cysteine rich family member with 5 domains (gene Ssc5d). The record is from RefSeq and is a predicted model, not a curated record. NCBI's taxonomy places the organism in Eukaryota, Metazoa, Chordata, Mammalia, Rodentia, Muridae. Gene Ontology annotation, cellular component: membrane. Bases 75 to 4769 code for a protein of 1564 amino acids. The transcript is spliced from 14 exons.